AGGUGGAAGAAGUCUUCGAGUGGAAACAUACGGGAGGAGGGAGUUCAAAGAUCAUGACUUGGACCACGGCCAAGGCUAUCGAUCACCACCUUUCAUGACUUCACCCAUGAAUGGCUUCACAUUUAUACCCUGAGAAGGCUGCAUCCUGAUCAUAGACCCCAUUUUAUUCUUUCCGAAGCCUUGUUGCACGAAUUACAGCAAACUAUAGGAGGAGUGCUAGAGAUUGAGAUACAGAGUGAUGGAGGAGAAGAUGGACAGCAAGAGUGCCGGGGGUGAGCAAGAGGUAGUACGAGAAGAGGAGGAUGUCGUGCUUCCAGGAUUCCGGUUCCACCCCACUGAUGAGGAGCUCGUUGGGUUUUAUCUCCGUCGGAAGGUGGAGAAGAAGCCUCUCAGUAUAGACAUGAUCAAGGAGAUAGAUAUCUACAAGUAUGAUCCAUGGGAUCUUCCAACUAGCACUGCCGGAGGGGAGAAGGAAUGGUACUUCUUCUGUCUGAGGGGAAGGAAGUAUAGGAACAGCAUAAGGCCCAAUAGGGUGACUGGUUCUGGGUUUUGGAAGGCGACCGGCAUCGACAGGCCGAUAUACUCUGCAGGCGACGCUGGUGAAUGCAUCGGCCUGAAGAAGUCUUUGGUUUACUAUAGAGGAAGUGCAGGAAAAGGCACCAAAACUGAUUGGAUGAUGCAUGAGUUCCGCCUUCCAGCUAGUGGCAAGAACGAUGACAUUUCUCCAAGCGCCCAGGAAGCUGAAAUAUGGACAAUAUGUCGAAUCUUCAAAAGGAAUAUUUCCUGCAGGAAAUAUCCACAAGAUAUGAAAGCGUCAACUAGCAAGCAAAUGCCAACUGACUCAGGUUCCAAAACAAGCAGCUUUGAAUCUGAUACCGGAGACGAAUACAAGUGCUUCGGUUCCUCGAGCAUUCCGCAAGGCGAAAUGAAGUUGAUUCCUAGUUACUAUGAAGAAAAGAACCAGUUACUUGCUGGCCAAUGGAACUCAGCAGCUCAGGCUCCCUUAGCAACAUUGCAUCCAAACAUUCCGAAUAUGAGCACGAUUGAGUUCUUCAAAGAUAGCAACUGGGAUGAGCUUGGAAGGAUAAUGGAGUUCAUGCCGGAUCCAAGCGCCGCUCAUGAGUGUGGAUACACUUAAACAGCUAAAAUGUUUCUUCUUUCUAAUCCCAUAUGUGAUACUUAAGAUAACACUACAGAGUAAUUAUUAAGUACCUCAGCUCGACUGCGGUACUCAUAUUGGACUAGGCUGACAGUUCUACGCCAGGUUCUAAAAUAAGGAUAUGUAUGGGAAUUCUACCUGUAUGAACAUAUAGUUUUAAGGUGUUGCUGUGGGGCCAAUCAGUUUAAUAGAAAGGAAAGAUAUUGGAUUGUUCUUAAUUAAUUUUGUUUGAUUGCUUCUUUUUUUUCUUUGAGGAACUUGGUGAAUGGAAUGGAAUUCUCAUAUUCUGAUGUUGAUCAAAUGAUUGCUCUCAUCUUUUCUACAUAUUUCAUUUGUAU
Messenger RNA from Phoenix dactylifera (date palm), 1497 nucleotides. RefSeq names its product transcription factor JUNGBRUNNEN 1-like. Gene Ontology annotation, molecular function: DNA binding. The record is from RefSeq and is a predicted model, not a curated record. Gene Ontology annotation, biological process: regulation of DNA-templated transcription. Lineage: Eukaryota; Viridiplantae; Streptophyta; Magnoliopsida; Arecales; Arecaceae.